CCCCCUGUGAAAUUCCUGACUGCCAGGGUGAUUCCUACGGUUACCAAGGGCUGCUUCCUACUGUAGCCUACUGUGUGCUCUGGGGCAAACUAUUUUAUAACCUCUGGAUAAAUUAUCAACUACGGGAAUGAUAUCUCCACCGAUAAAGGUGUUUUCCAGGACAAACAGACAAGCCGGCAGCUCAGCAGGGGUCUUGGAUUACUGUGAAGAACCUGCCAGGGGUCCCUGCCUGCCUCCCUUCCAGAGUGGGGGAUUCCUAUUUCAGCUUCAGACUCUCCCCACAAACCUGAAGUGGUUCCGCUUACCAAUUUUCUCUGGCAUGGCAAAGACAGAAACCACAUGUUGAUGUUUCCUCACCGGGCGCCCCCAGGGUCGCUUUCAAGCCUGACUGCCGACAGCUCGCCACCUCUGUCAGCCUCUUGAGCAAGCCAAUUGAUCGCCUCUAGCUCAACAACACCGCGCACUGCGUCUGCCAGCGGCCCAGCCGAGCAACCUCUGUGUUGCCCCGAGCCCAGCUGCCUGGGCAGGACUGCAUCACCAUGGACACAGAGUCCACCUACUCGGGCUAUUCCUACUACUCCGGACGCUCCCGGGGAUCCCACAGGCAUGGGGAGCGAAGCCGGGACCGCCACAAGUCCCGCAGUAAAGACAGCCGCUCAGAAAAGUCAGUAACAAUUAACACGCCGCCUGCAGAACCGCUGCUGGGCGACUCGGCUGUUCGGGGUGAGCAGGUCCAGGAUGACAACUGGGGCGAGACCACCACGGCUGUCACGGGCACAUCAGAGCACAGCCUCUCUCAGGAGGACAUCGUUCGCAUCACCAAGGACCUGGAGGACAGCGUGGGGCUCGACUGCCGCCGUUACUUCACCCUGACCCUGGCCGUGAUCCUGGGCCUGCUAGUGUUCCUUACGCCGCUGGCCUUCCUGGUGCUCCCCCACCUCCUCUGGCCGGAGAAGCUGCAGAGCUGCGGCACGGCCUGCGAGGGCCUCUUCAUCUCCGUGGCCUUCAAGCUGCUCAUACUGCUGCUGGCCGUGUGGGCGCUCUUCUUCAGACCGCCACGGGCUGGCCUCCCGCGGGUCUUCGUAUUCCGGGCACUGCUCGCCGUGCUGGUGCUACUUUUCGUGGUCUCCUAUUGGCUGUUCUACGGAGUCAGAAUACUCGACUCACAGGACGAGAACUACCAGGGCAUCGUGCAGUACGCCGUGUCGCUGGUGGACGCUCUGCUCUUCAUCCACUACCUGGCCAUCGUCCUGCUGGAGCUCCGGCAGCUCCAGCCGUGCUUUUCUGUGUGCGUCACGCGCUCCACAGACGGAGAGAUGCGCCACUACAAUCUGGGACAGCUCAGCAUUCAGCGGGCAGCUCUGGCCAUCUUAGAGCACUACUACUGUGACUUCCCAGUCCAUAACCCCGCGUUGCUUUCCGCCUCCAAGUCCCGCGCAGCCAAGCACCUGGCCGGCCUCAAGGUAUACAACGUGGAUGACAUCUCUAGAGCUAAACUGAAAGCCUACAUUUUGGACAGUCCGGGGAACAAUGCAGCAGCUGGACUUGCCCACUCCCAGUCCAGAGCCAUGAUCGCAGCGGCUGCCCGCCGCAGAGACACCAGCCACAACGAGCUGUACUACGAGGACGCUGAGCACGAGAGGCGUGUUCGCAAACGCAGAGCAAGACUGGUGGUGGCAGUAGAGGAGGCGUUCACACAUAUCAAGCGCAUGCAGGAGGAGGAGCAGAAGAAGGCUCCAGGGGACGUGAUGGACCCUCGAGAGGCAGCACAAGCCAUCUUCCCAUCCAUGGCUCGCGCCCUGCAGAAGUACCUGAGGACCACCAAGCAGCAGCACUGCCACAGCAUGGAGAGCAUCCAGCAGCACCUGGCCUUCUGCAUCACCAACAACAUGACACCCAAGGCGUUCCUGGAGAGCUACCUGACCCCAGGUCCCACCCUGCAGUACAGCCGGGACCACUGGCUGGCCCGUCAGUGGACGCUGAUCAGCGAGGCGUCGGUCACCAGCGGCCUGAAAGAUGGCUCCGUCUUCCUCCUCAAGUGUAUGGACUUCAGCCUGGUGGUGACAUCAAAGAAGAUCCCUUACAUCCAGAUGUCAGAGGAAUACAUCGACCCCAAGUCACACAAGUUUGUCCUGCGAUUACAGUCUGAAACCUCUGUGUAGGACUCCAAACUUUUGGUUUUUUAUUCCUCACCCUGUUUCGUUGCUCUCAAAUGUUUUCAUUUUGGGUUUGCAGUUUUUAUUUUUACUUUUUUGGAAUUUUUAUAUAUUAUAUAUGAAUCUAUAUAUUACACACAUGUUUGAAUACAUUGAUCUUUUUCUGUUUGAUUUGGAUGAAAACAAAAGAAAGAAUUGAGGCAGGAUUAUGCUCACGGCAGUUUGACUCGGACGCCUCGGACUUGGUUGUGUGCACAUACAGUGUGUGUGAGUGUAUAUGUGUGUAUGCACGUGUGUCCUUUUGUGUCAACACAAUCACUCGUUCCUUUUCUGUUUGAGACGCUGUAGCCAAACAAGAUGGGAACAUCUGAGGUUUCUGACAUCCCCAUAGAGACUUUGUUGUCUCGGUUACUCCUUUACUUCCAUGGGACAGACAGACAAACCACUAAGGACAGUCAUGGUGUGACUUGGAUUUUGAUAUUUGAAGCCUGACGGAAACACAUGACAAAUAUCCAGCCUGUUUUGCAUUCUCCUCUACAACAUUUGAAAGUAUUUGGAUGCUCUUUUGGACGUCAACAGACAAAUAAAUGGGUUUCUUUCUCUUGAAAACCAAAUUAAAUGCAUUUGACAAAAAGAUGAAACUAAACUUCAGUCAUACUUUGCAUUAAAUGCACAUUUAUGUAUGUUUAUAAAUUAAAAGAAUAUGCCUAAAAAGGAUGGAACAUAUGAUCUCAGCCUGCUCAAAAAUGAAGUCGGACUGUUUUCCUCUCGCCGCAACGUCCUCAUCACUACUUCAGGCUCUCUGUAGAGCUCUGGACAAACGUUUUUUUUGACAGUUGAGAUGUCAAACUCCAACCCGCCUCAUGUCCAGCCUAAUGCGUACAGUAGCACGCCUGAGUGCUAUUUGUAGCAGCCAAAGUGGGAUGCUUUGAGCUGUUUUGGUGCACGACUCUACUCCAGGUGCAAUGGAGUAAAAUCAGUAAUAUUUCCACUCCAGUUGGGAACAACACACACAUGCUAUGUUAAACACCGGGGCGAACUCAGAAUGAACCGGAUCAUAAGAGACGCUCAGAGGUGGACACAUGCCCAGAAACAUUUGCCCUGCCUCAUCGGUUCAAUAACCUUCUCAGGGCUUUCAUGUCUGCCGUAUCUGCCUGACAUGAUGGAAAGGGAAGGCAGCGAGGAGGAGAGACAGAGCAAAAAGUACUACUGAUUACUCAUAACCAGAGUUCCCCCUUUGUUACAUAGCAGAAAAUCUAAAUAACGUAAAUUCUCAAAUAAAAGCCGGUGUUCAAAAAAGCAUGGCCAGCAUGAACAAAUAAAGGCCGGUCACUAAUAAAAGCCAGGUAAAAAAACACAUUGAGGGGGGUGGAAUUACCUACUACAACAGCUCACAUCGUAAAUUUAGUAUAAUGUUCAUUUACCAUCAACAAAACACAUAACACCUGUUGUUUUUCCUACCUAUAAAGGGAAGGCUGCAAGACUUUUAUUUUGUUGGCAUUUUGCCUUUAUUCGACAGUCAACAGUGUAGAGAGACAGGAAACAUUGGGAUUGAGAGAGAACAGGGGGGGGGAAUUACAUGCUACAAAGGUCCUGUUCUGGAAAAUUCUGGAGGAAGUGUUGAGUUUCAUUCAUGGCUGCUUAGCAUCGUUUGGGGGAAAAAGGCAAAGUAGAACACCUGACGAGACUGUUGUACUGAUAGAAUUAGUGCUGUGGAAAUGGACAUUAUACUGAAUUUAUCAAGACAACAGUGCAAAUGGUUUUCUCUGCCACUGAGCUAAAUAAAGGCCACUAUUUGAGAAUUUACGGUAUUUAAAGCAUGAUUUCCUUGUUUUACUAGAAUACAUAAUAGAUGAUAAUGAAUCAACUGAGCGUGUAUCAAUAGUGAGAGCUGCAGCAGGGUGGAACCUCUUUCCCAACUGGACCAUCUGGUUUUCCUUUACUACCUUGUCUCACCUCUGUUGUCUGACAAACAUGCUCACAGUUAAUCCCUCGAGGUCAGCCACUUCAAUGGAAGACUCGGAAGGGAUUUUUCUAAUUAUUUCUUUCAGCUGAUGUAUCAGCCUAUCUUGUAAAGCCAGAAAAAUACAGUUAAAUUAAGCUAACGGCACUAAAAUGUCACUUUUAUGUUCUGUCAACGCUCAGAUUUGACUACUCUGUCCCUGUCAUAACAGAUCAAGCAAAUUCGCCAAAGUGGUAAACGAGAAUCACACUGAGCUCAUGUAUAACUCACUCAAGAAGAAAAAUGUCAUACUAAUAUAGCUGUGAGCUGGGUUGUCCUCUACUGCCCCCUGGCUGGUAAACCUAAUAUUGUCACUUUGCCUGAGGGCAGCAGCAACAUGUUUCCAUAUAAAACAUAAAGAUGCUGUUCAUUUUAGCAAAAACAUUCUUUCACUGUAAACUUGUAACUGUUAAACCACCUGGAAAGAAGUCAAAAAAAGCUGUUUGCUGUUUCCUGCGCAAUGCAAUAACAGCAAAUAUCUUUUUUUGAACAGCUGGUCAUAUUUUGUACCUACUGACAGAUGAACUUUGUAUGAUCCCAAUGUGACUGUGCCUCCUGUUUUUACACUGUAUCUAUUUAUGUAAACAAGCAUGUGUGUAUGUAAGUAUGUAUGUAUGCCAUUCCAGUUCACAUGACCAGCCUUUCCCCCCUCUCCUCUACAUCACCUCCGUCUGUCACGCUGUUGCCAGGUUACAGUCCUCUGUCAUGGUUUGGUUUUUGUUGGACAGCUUUAUGAUGAUGACGUGACAUUGUAAUGUAAGACAUGUUUCAGUUUCACAGCAUUAGCAUUUGUAAAAAAAAAAAUAAAAUAAAACAUUUUUAUGAACAUUUGUAAAA
Messenger RNA from Siniperca chuatsi (mandarin fish), 4995 nucleotides. Its product is annotated as vang-like protein 1. Bases 540 to 2162 code for a protein of 540 amino acids. The transcript has 11 exons. The record is from RefSeq and is a predicted model, not a curated record. Gene Ontology annotation, biological process: multicellular organism development. NCBI's taxonomy places the organism in Eukaryota, Metazoa, Chordata, Actinopteri, Centrarchiformes, Sinipercidae. Gene Ontology annotation, cellular component: plasma membrane.